GAAGAAGAAGAAGAAGAAGAAGAAGAAGAAGAAGAAGAAGAAGAAGAAGAAGAAGAAGAAGAAGAAGAAGAAGAAGAAGAAGAAGAAGAAGAAGAAGAAGAAGAAGAAGAAGAAGAAGAAGAAGAAGAAGAAGAAGAAGAAGAAGAAGAAGAAGAAGAAGAAGAAGAAGAAGAAGAAGAAGAAGAAGAAGAAGAAGAAGAAGAAGAAGAAGAAGAAGAAGAAGAAGAAGAAGAAGAAGAAGAAGAAGAAGAAGAAGAAGAAGAAGAAGAAGAAGAAGAAGAAGAAGAAGAAGAAGAAGAAGAAGAAGAAGAAGAAGAAGAAGAAGAAGAAGAAGAAGAAGAAGAAGAAGAAGAAGAAGAAGAAGAAGAAGAAGAAGAAGAAGAAGAAGAAGAAGAAGAAGAAGAAGAAGAAGAAGAAGAAGAAGAAGAAGAAGAAGAAGAAGAAGAAGAAGAAGAAGAAGAAGAAGAAGAAGAAGAAGAAGAAGAAGAAGAAGAAGAAGAAGAAGAAGAAGAAGAAGAAGAAGAAGAAGAAGAAGAAGAAGAAGAAGAAGAAGAAGAAGAAGAAGAAGAAGAAGAAGAAGAAGAAGAAGAAGAAGAAGAAGAAGAAGAAGAAGAAGAAGAAGAAGAAGAAGAAGAAGAAGAAGAAGAAGAAGAAGAAGAAGAAGAAGAAGAAGAAGAAGAAGAAGAAGAAGAAGAAGAAGAAGAAGAAGAAGAAGAAGAAGAAGAAGAAGAAGAAGAAGAAGAAGAAGAAGAAGAAGAAGAAGAAGAAGAAGAAGAAGAAGAAGAAGAAGAAGAAGAAGAAGAAGAAGAAGAAGAAGAAGAAGAAGAAGAAGAAGAAGAAGAAGAAGAAGAAGAAGAAGAAGAAGAAGAAGAAGAAGAAGAAGAAGAAGAAGAAGAAGAAGAAGAAGAAGAAGAAGAAGAAGAAGAAGAAGAAGAAGAAGAAGAAGAAGAAGAAGAAGAAGAAGAAGAAGAAGAAGAAGAAGAAGAAGAAGAAGAAGAAGAAGAAGAAGAAGAAGAAGAAGAAGAAGAAGAAGAAGAAGAAGAAGAAGAAGAAGAAGAAGAAGAAGAAGAAGAAGAAGAAGAAGAAGAAGAAGAAGAAGAAGAAGAAGAAGAAGAAGAAGAAGAAGAAGAAGAAGAAGAAGAAGAAGAAGAAGAAGAAGAAGAAGAAGAAGAG
Messenger RNA from Rana temporaria (common frog), 1173 nucleotides. Its product is annotated as glutamic acid-rich protein-like. The record is from RefSeq and is a predicted model, not a curated record. The annotation marks the transcript as partial. The transcript has a single exon. NCBI's taxonomy places the organism in Eukaryota, Metazoa, Chordata, Amphibia, Anura, Ranidae.